AUGGUGCCAAAUGUGCCCAAUGUGCUCAUGGAGACUCCCUGUGAGCGGCUCCCACGAGCUGUGGUGGAACAGCUCCGGCGUGUUCAUCUCGCACAGCUGGACGAACUGUCCGAGCUUCGUACAAGGAUCCGGGGAUCCAGGGAGCUGCUGCGAAAAGAGCGAGAACUUCGACAGCAACUGGACUUGGCAAGAGACAAGGAGGCGGGUCUUGCGAAGCAAGCAGCCUCAUGCUUGGAUGACCUCAUGCAACGGCAUCAGGAGAUCAACCGACUUCGCUUGGAGAUGGAAGAGCGGAAGAAGGAAAAGGAACAAUUUGAGGCUGAAAAGGUCAGAAUGGAGAGCCAAUUGCACGAGGCCAAGGCAAAGGAGGAGAGCAGUGCCGUGCAAGUUCAAGCUUUGAAGGCUCAGAGCUUGACGGGCUGUUGGCUUGAAGAGCUGCAGAAGGCAAAGCACGAGUUUGAGGCUGAAAAGGUCAGAGUGGAGAGCCAAUUGCACGAGGCCAAGGCAACGGAGGAGAGCAGUGCCGUGCAAGUUCAAGCUUUGAAGGCUAAGGACCAAUCGGGUGAGGGGUUGGCAGACUCCCUCGUGCCAGAUCAAACUUUGGAGAAAGAUUUAGACGGGCCAGGGUCAAGCGAGGAGACAGCUGAAUUGAAGGAAGUGAGCGAAGGGAAGGAACGAGAAAUGGCCGCGACAAAGCUCCAGGCUGCUUGGCGAGGAAAGUUGGCAAGAAACCAGGUGGCCUUUAAACGCAGGAUGAAAGCAGCAGCAAGUCGAAUGUCAGCCAUUGAGGGUAUGGACGAUUUGUUGGCCGGAUUGUUGGAUGAAGAGGGUGAAGAAGAUGAGGCCCAAGAAGAGGCAGAAGAAGAGGAGGUGGAGGGGGUGGAAGAGGAGGGAGAAGAAGCUGGUGAGGAUGCAGUUGAAGAGCCUGAAGAUGCGUUGGAUGCCGCGCUAGACGGCCUGGUCCAGGAUAAGGUACCAAAGGUUGUUACUGAAGAGGGGAAGGUUCCGCCCAUAGCUGGAGAGCCAUUGGUACACGAGGCUGAUCCAGGACAGCAAGAGGAUCUUCCGCCAGACAAGGUGCAAACAGAGGCUGGACAUGGAGGUCAGGAUCAUGCAGAGCCCGAGGCGGACGCUCCAGCUGAAGAGAAGAAAAAGAGAAGGAGAAAGAAGAAAAUACCAGAGGACUCAGAUGCAAAGCAUGGUGGGGCAGCCGAAGCUGAGGUGGAUUCUAUGCCUCCCAAGGCUUCUGAACCAGCAGCUGCAGAAAAGACUCUUGAAGAAGCUGUGGCAGGUGAGGGGUUGGCAGGCUCCCUCGUGCCAAAUCAAACUUUGGAGAAAGAUUUAGACGGGCCAGGGUCAAGCGAGGAGACAGCUGAAUUGAAGGAAGUGAGCGAAGGGAAGGCAGAAAAUCCGGCCGAAAAGAGAACAUCCGUGAAGGAGCCUGGAGAGGAACGUACUCUCAGUAGGAUUUCAGAGGGGAAGUCCGAAAACAAAGAAUCAGGGAGGGGCAGUGGCAGUAAGACAACAGAUGUGACUAGCGGCAUGCAGACAGCGGAUAAAGCAGAAGCUCAAAGUGAGGGACAAGAAGCUGCCGCAACUGAGCAGAAGGCUGUUGGGGAUGAACGAGUCUCAAAGGGCUCGAUGUCAUCAGGGAGACCAAAGGAGGCAGAGAUUGGCAAGGAGAUGGAUGGAGAGCUCAAAUCGGGCAGCCGUGCAGGGAAGGAGGAGGAAGAUCCGGCACAACUGGAAGAAGCUCAAGGAGAAGACGAGGAGGAGCCAGAGGAGCCAGAGGAAGUGGAUGUUUUUGAGUGCAAGGCUGGAACAGACAUCAAGGAGCUGGGAUUGAUGCCUUCUGCUUUUGCUCCGGAUCCGGUUGAAAUUGCCUCGGUGACUCCAGACUCGUGGGCCGCGAAGUCGGGAAUUGAAGCUGGCGACGUGUUGAUUAAGAUCAAUGGGACUGCAGUAGAAGCCAUGGACCGAAAGGAGAUGAAGCGUGCAAUGCGGGACCGCCCAUUGUCUCUGACCAUCUCAAGGCAGGCUUUCGCGACGCCCGCGGAGUCUAUAGAUGACAUGGAGACGAUUGAAUGCACGGCUCCUGAAGGUGUUCAAGACUUGGGAUUGUAUCCCUCGGCGUUUCCUCCAGAAGCCAUGAUUGUUGCAAAUGUGACGCCGGGCUCAUGGGCUGAAAAGCAGGGAAUCGAAGCUGGGGAUGAGCUGGUUGAAAUUGGUCACCAGCAGGUGCAAGACAUGACAACUAAGGAGACCAAGCGUGCUAUGCGCGAUCGUCCGCUGCAUUUGGUCUUUCAACGAGUCCAGGAUCCACCGGCCUCAGCUCCUGCCUCAUCUGCUCCCACUUCCGAACGAAAAUCUCAGAAGCCAGCCCCAGACAUGACACAAGCGACGAACGAAGCUCGGAAGUCUGCAGCAAUUCUGCCCGAAGGAUUCAACCCUGCAUCCGACAGGAAGAAAAGUGCAUCAUCCAGAACAUCAAAGCCAAAUAUCCAAGAGGAGGUAGCGGUGCAGGAGGACGGGGAUGGUUGGGACGACGACGACGACGAUGACGACUGGCAACAGCCUAAGCCAGCCGACAAAAAGACAAGCAGUUCCAAGGACAACAAGGCAACAAAGGAAAAGAAGUCUGAAGCCAAAGGUGAUAAGAAAGAUGUUAAGACUGGGAAGGGUGAGAAAAGCAAGCCAAGCGAGAAAGCCAAAGAGAAGGAGAAAGACAAGAGCAAAGAAAAGGAGAAGAUGGAGAAGCCAAAAGAGAAAGGAAAGGAUGCAAAGGAUACCAAAGACAAAGAGAGCAAAGAGAAGGAGAAGACAAAAGAGGAGCCACCGCCACUCAUUGCCUUUGCCAGUGAGAUGGACACCCGCUUGGGCUUCAAGGUGGACUGGCCACCAAGCCCAUGCUACGUGACAAAGGUGGAAGGCGGUAGUUGGGCCGAGAUGAUGCAGGUCAAGGUUGACCUUCGCUUGGACAAGGCUGGUGGCAAAGAUGUUGCCAAGAUGAGCAAGGACACAGUCUUGGUGGUCGUUUCUCCACGUUAA
This is a messenger RNA of Durusdinium trenchii, 3048 nucleotides long. The record is from the annotation of a GenBank genome assembly. NCBI's taxonomy places the organism in Eukaryota, Dinophyceae, Suessiales, Symbiodiniaceae.